Schistosoma bovis is the source of this 237-nucleotide messenger RNA. Lineage: Eukaryota; Metazoa; Platyhelminthes; Trematoda; Strigeidida; Schistosomatidae. The record is from the annotation of a GenBank genome assembly.
AUGUACUAUUUGCUCACGAGUGAUCACACUACUACUACUACUACUAAUACUAAUGAUAAUAAUAAUAAUAAUAAUAAUAAUAAUAAUAACGAUAGUAGUAGUGCUAUGGAAUGUAUUACUAGUGAAGGGUGGAGACACCGUACUCUAAAUAUUUAUUUGACCGUAAAAUCACAAAAAGCUAGUUUGACACAUUUAUAUAUCGUAUUCAUAAAUCCAGUAAAUAAAUUCAAUAAUUAA